Messenger RNA from Sesamum indicum (sesame), 1656 nucleotides. Its product is annotated as protein ALP1-like. NCBI's taxonomy places the organism in Eukaryota, Viridiplantae, Streptophyta, Magnoliopsida, Lamiales, Pedaliaceae. The record is from RefSeq and is a predicted model, not a curated record.
UUCUUAUUUCAUUCGUUGGUAAGUCAAAUUAUGAAACCUACAAACGUUUGUAUUUCAUUUAUCAAAUCUAGUUCCUGGUAAUAAUACUAUAUUAAUCACCUCUCUCUCUCUCUCUCACGGUGAAAAAUUCAGAACCCAUAUUUCUCGUAAAUUCCCUUUAAAGCACCUGCGCUCUGCUCCUUUAACACAGCCUCUUUCAAUUUGCAUGCUACACAAACACCAAAUACACACACACAGACAGAGAAACCAUCGACACUCUCUAGCUAAUCACCUGUAUAUGCAGGCUAAAUAUAUACAGGAGUGAUGGGACCUGUGAGUGGGAAUAGAAAGAAGAGGAAAGUGGAGAAGAAAGCAGAAGAGAAGUUGUUGGUUUCUGGGUCUUCACAGGGAGUCUCUGCUGAAUGGUGGGAUGUUUUGUCAAUGAAAUUUGCAGGCCAUUCUUCAUUGUCCAAGGGAUUGGAUGAGUUCAAAUCAACUUUCAGAUUGUCCAGAAAAACUUUUGACUACAUAUGUUCACUAGUAAAGGAGCACAUGAUGGCUAAAACACAUUUUGCUUUCGCUAACGGCAAUCCAAUGUCGUUAAACGACCAGGUGGCCUUAGCACUAAGAAGACUCGGGUCAGGCAAUUCAUUAAUUUCUAUUGGGGACUCAUUUGGGACGCACCACUCAACUGUCUCACAAGUGACGUGGCGCUUUGUAGAGGCCAUUGAAGAAAACGGGCUUCACCACCUCCGAUGGCCUUCCGCGGAGUGGGAAAUGACCGAGAUAAAGAGCAAGUUUGAGAAAAUCAGAGGUCUUCCGAAUUGCUGCGGUGCUAUCGACACAACCCAUAUAACAAUGCUGUUAACUUCAUCCGAUCAAGAAGCCGACACUUGGCUUGACCGUAAGGAGAACCACAGCAUGAUCCUCCAGGUGAUCGUCGACCCUGAUCUGAGGUUCCGGGACAUAGUUGCUGGAUAUCCAGGAAAGAUGAACGACUCGUCCAUUCUCCAGAGUUCGAAUUUCUUCAAACAAUGUCAGAAAGGGGAGAAGUUGAAAGGGAACAAGGCAUGCUUAUCAAAAGAAACGGAGUUAAGGGAGUACAUAGUCGGCGAUUCAGGCUUCCCAUUAUUGCCUUGGCUUGUGACACCAUACCAAGAGAAGGAACUUUCAGAAGCAAAAGUUGAGUUCAAUAAGAGGCUUCUUGCUACUCAUUAUGUGGCUCAGAAGGCGUUGGCGAGGCUGAAGGAGAUGUGGAGGAUGAUCAGAGGGGAUAUGUGGAGACCCGACAAGCAUAAGUUGCCAAGGUUUAUUCUCGUUUGCUGCAUUCUCCACAACAUUGUCAUAGACAUGGAGGCUGAAGAUCUUGAAGAGCUGCCCUCGUCUUUCCAACAUGAUCCGGGAUACAUGCAAGAGGUUUGUGAAUCAGUCGACAAGGGGGGCUCGAUCUUGAGGGACAAACUUUCGACAUACUUUUCCGGGAGAUAACAUUGCGACUGCCAGAACAAAAUCUUGCAUGUCAUGAGAGGAAUAACUAGAUGAACUACAAAGAGAAAUUAAAGUAAUAGAAUUAAGACAUCAAAUUGCUCUAUGAAAAUCUCUGAGGAUCUACAUGACUGUAAUAGUUGGAACAGAGUGAUGGAGUUUUGUAUAAUUUUAUAUAGAUUUUAUAUUUCA